AUGACUGCCGUGGCAAACCCUCCCAGCUUUGCGAAUCUGAAUCGACCAGGAUGGAUUAAUGGGGCGCAGACGCUCAACUCGAUGAACCCGUCGUCGGAUGACGUCCGAGGAGUCAACAUGCUUAUGCAGCGUAAACCCCUCCAACGAUCAAGUUCGUCGUCGUCCGUUUCGUCGACAUCCUCGAACUCGUCGACUUCGACCGUGACAUCAAAUCCCGCCUCGCAGCCGAACGGCGUCCCCAUGCCAGGGGCGGGCAGCACAGAUGGCUGGUCAAAUCCUGCAAGCCGCAAGCGACCGACCCCCAAAGGCCCGUGGUCGAAUGGGAAACCCGACGGGGCAGGCGAUCUUCACAGAGCUACGUCCGGCCGUGCGCCGCUGACGAACGGGAUCAAUGGCACGUCCGGGCUGGGCCAGCAACAAUCUGUCAUGUCAACUCCGAUCCAGCUCGGGGGCCAAACGGGACUCGGCCGCCCGGGCACCGAGGGCAUGGGCUCGGGGCGGCAGCCAGUGCUCUACCUGCUCUCUCUGAACGGCAGCUUCGAACGCAAGACCAUCUCAGUUCCUUACUUUCCCGAUACCCUCCGAAUAGGGCGCCAGACCAACGCGAAAACGGUGCCAACCCCAAUUAACGGCUUCUUCGACAGCAAGGUACUGUCGAGGCAGCACGCUGAAAUAUGGGCCGACACCAACGGGAAGAUCUGGAUCCGGGAUGUCAAGUCAUCCAACGGGACCUUUGUGAACGGCACUCGUCUGUCACCCGAAAACCGAGACUCUGACCCUCACGAGCUACAAACACAAGACCACCUCGAGCUUGGAAUCGACAUAGUCAGCGAAGACCAAAAGACGGUGACCGAGAUGCGCAAUGCGCGGCUGCAAAACCAAGAUUUGGCCCGGACAAGCCAAUUCAUCAGCGCCCUUCUAUCGAAAGAAGACGUCAGAAACAGCGACAAAACAGAAGCCCCCGAACCUCCCAAAGGGCACCUGCCCAACGGCAACAUCUCCUUCCGGUCCGACGGUGGGAAAACGCGGUUUUCUGAGCCGCCUGCUCCCCCGCCGUCCCAGCCACUCCCAGAAAAACCGGACACUGCCCGAGCUUCGGACGCGCCCUCGCUGAAACGAGGCAUAACAGAGCGACCGAAGCUGGCAAGCACGUCGCCUAUCCGGCAGGACAACAACCUCAACCAGAUCCUUCUCCUCACAGAAGCGUUGAACAACGCCAAGAAGGAGCUUGACAGCAACACGGCGAGGGUGCGGGAUCUCGAAGAGAUGUUGACCAAGGAACGGGAGGCCCGGUUACACGCGGAGGACAUGAUGCAGAAGAUGGAGGAGACGAGCCACGCCAAUAUGAACGGUUCCGCCGAAGCGCCACCGUCAGUCAACGGCCAUUCUGAGCUGGACAGCGCUUUUGAACCCCCCAGCGAGCAAAUUAAGGCUGCCGAAGCCGGUAAGGCUCCCGACAGCCCCGAUGAUGAUGAUGGAUCCACCACUCUCCAACAACCAGACAAGGCCGAGCUACUCACCGCAGCCUUCCAGGCGCGGAUUGAGUCGAUGGCGAUGGAAAUGACGAGCCUCAAGGAACAACUCGAGGCAUUCAAAUUGCGAGCGGAGAAGGCCGAGGCUGAGCGGGACGCCGACCGAAAGACACUCGCCGAGAUGGUACUCCAAAUACGGCAGCGUGACGAAGAUGAGAAGAGGCGAGAGACCCAAAGGAAAACCAGGUCGGUGUCCAAGGGCAGGCGGCAUGCGCCAAGCGAAGACACCGCGGCGGAGACGCCUGAUUUUGUGACGAACGGCAGCACCAAGGUGACGCCAGCCGCCCAAACCGGCGGCGUUCUGGAAGAGGAGACUUCAAAUACGGCACCCACGCCUUCCCGGGGAAAUACCAUGAAACCCAAUGUGGGAACCCUAAAGGUCCAGGGCCAGCAGUCGCAGGACGGGCCGCUACUACAGGCACUACCAUAUGUGUCCAUACUUACGGUCGUCGUCUUCGGCAUGGGCUUGAUGGCCUCACCUCAACGGCUGGCAGCCGCAGUCGAGACUGGACCGCUAGUUUAG
Molecule: messenger RNA, 2055 nt
Organism: Chaetomium globosum CBS 148.51
Lineage: Eukaryota; Fungi; Ascomycota; Sordariomycetes; Sordariales; Chaetomiaceae
Exons: 2
Coding region: 1-2055 (684 amino acids)
Cellular component (GO): cytoplasm
Molecular function (GO): protein binding
Source: RefSeq, a predicted model, not a curated record